Molecule: messenger RNA, 1256 nt
Organism: Hippocampus zosterae (dwarf seahorse)
Lineage: Eukaryota; Metazoa; Chordata; Actinopteri; Syngnathiformes; Syngnathidae
Gene: mettl2a
Product: methyltransferase 2A, methylcytidine
Exons: 9
Coding region: 12-1085 (357 amino acids)
Molecular function (GO): tRNA (cytidine-N3)-methyltransferase activity
Source: RefSeq, a predicted model, not a curated record
CCUUUUUCAACAUGGCGGCGCCCCGCACGGCCGCCGACGGUGGCCGCGGAUCCAACCACAUUCUAUCACAGUCGUCCGCUACCGAAGAGAAGCGACCUCAGUUCGGGACUCGUUUUCUUACGGACCCCCGGCAGGUUUUCCAGCACAACGCGUGGGACAAUGUGGAGUGGACUGAGGAGCAAGAAGCAGCUGCAAAGAGCAAAGUACAAGAGAAUAGUCAACCCCUGCCUUUGGAGAAACAAGAGGACUUUGACAGCCGGGCUAACGAGUACUGGAAUGAUUUCUACACAAUCCAUGAGAACCGCUUCUUCAAAGAUCGCCACUGGCUCUUCACUGAGUUCCCUGAGUUGGCGCCAUCAUACCUCCACGACCAACGUGCCAAUCCUGAUAGCGCGGGAAUACAUCACAGUCCUCAGUCCAGUUUGGAUCCAAGUGGGCAUGUCGCCCGCUUAAAUCUGACUGACUUCCCGGGUUCUUCCGCAACGUAUCGAAUUCUCGAGGUCGGUUGUGGUGUUGGCAACACGGUUUUUCCCAUCUUGAAGACCAAUAACGACCCAGGACUUUUUGUGUACUGUUGCGAUUUCUCCAGUACAGCUGUGGAGCUUGUCAAGACCAACCCGGAGUACGACGCCGGACGCUGCUUCGCCUUCGUGCGCGACCUCAGCGAUGACAGCGCUGCCUAUCCCAUCCCGGAUGGAAGCCUUGAUGUUGUGGUGCUCAUUUUCGUGCUGUCGGCGUUGCAUCCCGACAAAAUGCGGGCAUCUGUGGGCAGAUUGGCACGGCUGCUUAAGCCCGGCGGGGUGAUGCUGCUGAGGGACUACGGACGCUACGAUAUGGCACAACUGCGCUUUAAGAAAGGACGGUGUCUGUCAGAGAACUUUUACGUCCGUGGCGAUGGAACCAGGGUGUACUUCUUUACUCAAGACGAGUUGCAUGACAUAUUCACUGAGGCUGGGCUGGAGAAAGUGCAGAACAUGGUGGAUCGGAGGCUCCAGGUGAACCGCGGCAAGCAGCUCACCAUGUAUAGGGUGUGGAUCCAGUGCAAGUACUGCCGGAAACCAGAGGAGGAAACCACCAUAACUUGAUACCAACCCAUUGCUGCAUUAACUGCCAUCAUGUGUUGUUCUCUGUUCUACGAACUUCAGAAAGUGUUUCUAUUCACUGUGAUUCUGUUUUUUUAGUAAUAUUUUGGAAUAUCAUGGCCUAAUUUGAACCUUUUGUACAUGCAAGAUUAAUAAAAAUGUCGGUAAAUGUUU